AUGAAAAUAUCAGAUUCAAAUUCAAAGAAGAAAAUAUUAGAAAAGUUGUUUGGAGAAGAAGUUUUUGGCGUUCACGAGGUUGCUCUUUCUGAUCUUGAUGGAUUGUUGUUACUUCAUGAAUAUAAUCUUAAGUUUAAGGUUAAAAAAACUGAUAUUUUGAAGCAUGUCAACAGCAAUUUAUUAGAACACCCCAAAUGUUUCAGAUUCAAUGUUGUUCAAUGUUUUUUCAGAAGUCGUACACCAACUGAGUACAGAUAG
Messenger RNA from Clunio marinus, 258 nucleotides. The record is from the annotation of a GenBank genome assembly. NCBI's taxonomy places the organism in Eukaryota, Metazoa, Arthropoda, Insecta, Diptera, Chironomidae.